AGAGGAGGAAUGGGCCCGCUCGUUGCACGGGGACUCUGCAGUCGGCCGGCCAGUCAUCUGUGGGAGAAGACGGAAGAGACAUAUCUGACUGACAGCAGUCACUGACCUGUUUGUUGUUGGGCAGGAUAUGCAUGUCUCGUGCUGUGCGGCUGUGAUGGGUACGGUGCAGAGCAAGGCUCUGGUUGGUGUUGGACCACGCAGUACGGAUAGUGUUUCUCCAAUCAGAGAGUCACGAGCCCGCCCGACGCAAUCGUCCAGCUGUCUGCAAACACCAAUCGGGUUUUGCGUUUUGCUGCGGCUGUCGCCCCCGCCGGCCCCCACUGAUGCGUCCAACGUAUUUUUAUUUUAUUUUUACCUGUACUCUGCAUACUUCCCAAUCAAGCAUGGAAUGAACGAAGGAUAUGCUUUCCUUCUCAUGCGCUUGCUUUCUCUGGCUCCUCGCGUGUGGGUGUGCAUGAGCGAAGAAAACGUCCGAGCAAGAUUCGCCGUGGCUCGGCCCCAGCAUAGCAUGCUUAGUGGUAAAAGAAAAGAUAUUUAUUUUAUUUUAAAAAAAAGGGUGGAAGAAAAAAACAAGGGGGGGGAUUAAAGAACAUAAAAAAAAAAUAUAGCAGGCGUCCCAUGCGUAGCGCCAUGCGCCGUUGGGACAAAGAUUGUCAACAAAUGCUACUCUGCUCCCGGU
Colletotrichum navitas is the source of this 679-nucleotide messenger RNA. RefSeq lists its product as uncharacterized. The record is from RefSeq and is a predicted model, not a curated record. The transcript has a single exon. Lineage: Eukaryota; Fungi; Ascomycota; Sordariomycetes; Glomerellales; Glomerellaceae. Bases 128 to 586 code for a protein of 152 amino acids.